This is a messenger RNA of Rhagoletis zephyria (snowberry fruit fly), 795 nucleotides long. RefSeq names its product GATA zinc finger domain-containing protein 4-like. The record is from RefSeq and is a predicted model, not a curated record. Lineage: Eukaryota; Metazoa; Arthropoda; Insecta; Diptera; Tephritidae.
AUGCAGCUGCCAGUACUUGGAUUGGUUCUUAUGACGGUUGCGACCGCUAAAAGCAGCAACUACACCGAAGUGACAAUGCUGGUUGACACCACUGACCGCCAAAGUUAUAAUAAUGAAGCCCUAAAUAACAUCAAAUCUCACAGCAAUGAUAAUUCCAAUAGCAGGAACAUAAUUGCGAACAACCACAAAAGCGAUGAGAACGAUGAACUCAGCAUGAAAAACAAUGCAAUCACUAAUUAUCACCUGCAUCACACAAACAACAAUAACAACAACAGCGCAGUUGCAUUUGACAACAGUAGCGAUUUUGACACAAUGGCCAUUAGUUCGAGAAAAACCAACAACAAUAAUCCAUCAUUGUCAAAAUCAGCUGCUGGCAAAUACGCAACACUGCCACGCCAUCAAAGGUCAAUCGCAGCGGUGGCCAAACAGAGGGGAUUAUUACAGCAGGUGACGGAUGGUGAGCGCAUCUUGCGGCGUGGCAAACGGUAUUUGCAAUUUGCCAAAGGCUCGCGUGUCUCGUGGCGUACAACUGGCAAAAAUAAUAUUUUGAAGGUGAAUACCCUCUGGGGUUAUGGUUAUGGAUUUCGCGCCAAUUUCCCCUUUCCUGGUCCUGAGGAGUCGCGGCGUCCCUUCUUCAAGCGUGAUGUAUUACAUUCACUUGCAGAUGUCCUGGACGGACAUGGCUUGGAUGGCCGAGCUUGCAUCCUGAAGUCUUAUUGUACGGCCGCUAUAGAUGUGGACUCAAAUAUUAGCGCUGGCAUGCUUUUCAAAAUGCUGAAACUAAUUUUUACGUAA